AUGGUGAGCAAAAGGAAAUUUUCUAUGACCCAAGUCUACCAUUGCCUGAUCCAAGAGAACACUGCUACUGAUUGGCACCAUUUAAUGUUUCACAACAUAGCUAGGCCUCGUGCAAAGCUAUCUAUGUGGUUAUGUUGUCAUGGCCGGAUGGCGACAAAAGAAAGACUCUACAAAUUUGGACUGUUGCAAGAUACUAGAUACGAGCUAUGUGGUCAUGAAGUUGAAACUCUUGAUCACAUUCUUUUCAACUGUAAAUACUCAACUGUUAUAUGGACAGGUAUAUGCAAUUGGAUGCACUUAACUGGAAGAAUUAUUAAUCUCAACUGGAUCAAGACUUGGACUCAUGGCAAGGGUUGGAGAAAACGACUUUUCAAAGUUGUGGCAGCUGAAACAAUCUGUGCUAUAUGGACUCAAAGAAACAACUACAUAUUUCAAAAAGAUUCUUAUACUAUAGAUAGUGAUAGAAAUAUUAAAAAAUAUAGUUGA
Vicia villosa (hairy vetch) is the source of this 486-nucleotide messenger RNA. RefSeq lists its product as uncharacterized. Lineage: Eukaryota; Viridiplantae; Streptophyta; Magnoliopsida; Fabales; Fabaceae. The transcript has a single exon. The record is from RefSeq and is a predicted model, not a curated record. The coding region runs from base 1 to 486 and encodes 161 amino acids.